Messenger RNA from Solanum dulcamara, 2110 nucleotides. RefSeq names its product pumilio homolog 15-like. Lineage: Eukaryota; Viridiplantae; Streptophyta; Magnoliopsida; Solanales; Solanaceae. Gene Ontology annotation, molecular function: mRNA binding. The record is from RefSeq and is a predicted model, not a curated record. Gene Ontology annotation, biological process: post-transcriptional regulation of gene expression. Gene Ontology annotation, cellular component: cytoplasm.
AUGAGAUUCUUGAUACAGUGUUUCUCUUCUUCUCUAACUCUUCAUUCUCUUCCCAUAUUUAUCUCUUAUUUAACCAUAUUUAAACACUGAUUAAAUGGUCCUUAAUUUUUCUAUAUUACCCAAAAUUCCCCUCUUUCAUUAUCAUUAUUAUGUUUAAAAACUCUAUUUAUAGAACCCCAAGAAAUAGGGUAAACUAAAACCCCUUUUUCUUCUAACAAACAAAUCUCUGUAACGCCGAUCAUGGAGGAACAAUGGGAGACACCGGAAAAUAACUCCGGCCACCAAAUUCGCCGGAAUGGCUUUACAGAAUUUCAUCCUCGUAACACCACAAACAGCCAGGUUCCUCUUGAAUCGUUGUUUGGUGGUUUAAGGCUAGAUGAUCGGCUUCCUAUGCCGUCGUUUGGUGUUCCUCCGGCGGCUAACCUUUUGGACGAUGAAUUUUUAAUGGGGUUUAGAGCUCAAGAAAGGCUCAACAAUGCUGCUGAGUUGCAGGGUUUAAUCCGGGCCCAGAAUGGAAUCGAUGGGUCCCACCAGAAUCUGAAUGUGGGCCCGACCCUUCUGAAUCUACCUGUUGCUAGACUUGGAGCACAGCCAUGGUGCUAUCCAGAACCACCAUCAUAUAGUGAAGAUGACUACUACUGGAGACUUAAGUAUGAAGUGGCUGACUACAAUGGUUACCCUGUUGGUAGUCCUUUCUUGCCGAACACGGCACCAUUGAUGCAUAGGGAACCCAUUGACCAGUUUCCGCUUCUGUCUUAUAGUUAUACAAACAAUUAUAUGCCAAGAAAUUUUGACUUUGGGUUACCCAACUCGAAGUAUAACCAAUCUGCUAAUGAAUUGAGAGGAAAAAUGGUUGGUUUGGCUAAAGAUCAACAAGGAAGCAAAUUGCUCCAAGCUAAGCUUGAGAAAGGGAAUAACCAAGAAAUUGCAAGUAUUCUUAGCGAAUUGAUCGAUUCUGUUUGUGAUCUGAUGAAGAGUCAGGCCGGGAGUUAUGUUAUUCAAAAGCUUUUUGGUGUAUGUAACGAGGAGCAGAGGACUACUAUUAUUCAAGCAAUAACAAGAAGUACCCAUCAGUUUAUUGGUAUCUGUUUCAGCCAACAUGGGGCUCGAGCAAUGCAGAAAUUGUUGGACAUCGUUAGUACUCCACAGCAAAGAUCCUUGAUUUUAUCUGCUAUAACCCCUGUUGCUGUUGCAUUGGCUAAUGAUCAAAGUGGUCAGCACGUGAUACAAUAUUGUGUGAAAACAUUCUCUAUUGAGUAUACCAGGCAUCUUCUCAAUGAAAUUGCAAAUAACUGCUUUGUAAUUGCGACCCAAAAAAGCGGGUGCUGUGUGCUGCAGUCAUGUGUAGAAUCUGCUCGUGGAGAACUCAGAGAUCGCCUAAUUACUGAGAUACUGACAAAUGCAGUGCAGCUAUCAGAAGAUCAAUAUGGCAACUAUGUGGUGCAACAUCUUGUGGGACUGAAGUUACCAAGAGUUACAGAAACUUUACUGGAUAGGCUUCAAGGAAACUUUGUGACUCUCUCAUGCAAUAAGUACGCUAGUAAUGUUGUUGAGAAAAUUAUCCUCGAUUCACGAGAAGAGCACUCCACGAGAAUUAUCAACGAGCUGCUCAGAAGUUCAGGUGCUUCAAUGCUACUGGUGGACCCUUAUGGUAACUUUGUCAUCCAGUCAGCACUGAAUACUGCAAAGGGGCAUGUCUUUGAUGCUCUUUAUAACCUUAUCUGCAUGAAUGUUCCAUCGAUGCAAAGCAACAUCUACGGGAAGAAGAUCCUUGAUCGGUUGGCAAAUAAGAAGGAACCUGUGCAUCAUUUUAUAAGUUUUACAAGCGACAGGUAUAAGUUGACAGUAGUUGACAACUAUUACUGUGUCCUUAUUCUUUGGAUUCGUCUGAUGGAAUUUCGAUGUGUAGUAGCACAUCUAGUAACCAUUGUUCUAUCUUAUGUUGUUUGUUUGCUAUGUAUUAAAGAUCUGUGACCUUGUAGGAGCAUAAAGCUGUGUAUGCCAGCGAGCCUCCCUGUGAUUUAUAAUGCUCGUAGAAUUUCGUACAGUAUAUUUUUGAUGCCAUCGUUGUUGGUUGUUAUAUCAUAUUAUAUAGGGCAUGUAAACAAUA